This is a messenger RNA of Carlito syrichta (Philippine tarsier), 3542 nucleotides long. RefSeq names its product Rac/Cdc42 guanine nucleotide exchange factor 6 (gene ARHGEF6). Lineage: Eukaryota; Metazoa; Chordata; Mammalia; Primates; Tarsiidae. The record is from RefSeq and is a predicted model, not a curated record. Gene Ontology annotation, biological process: intracellular signal transduction. Bases 753 to 3086 code for a protein of 777 amino acids. Gene Ontology annotation, molecular function: protein binding; guanyl-nucleotide exchange factor activity. The transcript is spliced from 22 exons.
AGUGAUGGCUGACAGCAGGCACAAUCUUCAUUUGCUUGGCACAUUGUCACCAUGCAACUCAACGUGUUUUGCAAGGAAUAAUCGUGACACACCAUCUCUGUGAGAUAGUGUGAGGACAUCCGGCCGUUUCUUGGAAGAAUUGUCUGUCUACCUUCUUUGAGCCCCGUUGUGACAGUAUAGCUCCCCAUGAGGCUCAGCUCUGUCUGACCUAAGAGCCAGUUGGCAUCUUCCUGCUAACAGAAGCCAGAUUUUCACUGGGGCUAGACUAUUUAUUGACAGUGUUUUCCCAGACUGACCCAUGAGUGUCUCAUUUCCAAGGUCCCCUAAAGUGCUGGUUCACCUCUGUUUUCCAAGAGCACUUGUUGCUUCCUUCUCUCUCCUCCCUCCCCAGCAUCCUCCUCACUUUCUUCCCUUAUAGCUUCUUGCACUGUGUGUGUGUGUGUUUCUUCUCCUUUUUUUUUUUACCCUAAUGAAUUUGUUUUGCAGGUUUUGAAAAAGAAAAACAUUGGUAUCCAGAAUUUUGACAUUAAUUUUUAUCUGUUUAUACAUCUUUGAGUGUGAUCUCUGUGGUUUUAAAAUCCCAUAUUUUGAGUGGUUUACACUGUUGUCUAAGAAAAGUUGUUUUAAACCUUUGCUCUGCAAGCACCAGAAGAGAACUCAUAAAAAGGAAGACAACAGCAGAUGCAACCGCGGAUGUGGCUUCGUCCUUGCAGCUGCCCCAGAGAGUUGUUCGGAGUGUACUGUCCUCAGUAAUGAAUCCAGAAGAGCGAGUCGUGACAUGGCUUAUAUCCUUGGGAGUUUUGGAUUCCCCCAAAAAGACCAUCUGUGAUCCGGAGGAGUUUUUGAAGUCUUCGCUGAAAAAUGGGGUAGUGCUGUGCAAACUGAUCAACAGAUUUAUGCCUGGCUCUGUGGAAAAGUAUUGUCUGGAGCCCCAAACCGAAGCCGACUGCAUCAACAAUAUCAAUGACUUCCUGAAAGGAUGUGCAACCCUUCAAGUGGAGAUAUUCGAUCCUGAUGACCUUUAUUCAGGGGUCAAUUUCUCCAAGGUUUUGAGUACUCUUUUAGCUGUCAACAAAGCAACAGAAGAUCAGCUAUCAGAAAGACCAUGUGGACGCUCCUCUUCUCUUAGUGCUGCUAAUAGUUCUCAGACAAACCCACAGGGAGCCGUUUCUAGCACAGCUCCAGGGCUGCAAAGGCAGUCAAAGGCAGUGGAGAUGACAGAAAAUGGAAGUCACCAGUUGAUAGUAAAAGCAAGAUUCAACUUUAAGCAGACUAAUGAGGAUGAACUGUCAGUCUGUAAAGGGGACAUCAUUUACGUCACUCGAGUUGAAGAAGGAGGCUGGUGGGAAGGCACAUUAAAUGGGAGAACAGGCUGGUUCCCUAGUAAUUAUGUCCGAGAAAUUAAAUCCAGUGAGAGACCUCUUUCCCCUAAGGCUGUCAAAGGAUUUGAAACUGCUCCACUUACCAAGAAUUAUUAUACUGUGGUGUUACAGAAUAUCUUGGACACUGAAAAAGAGUAUGCUAAAGAACUUCAAUCUCUUCUUGUUACUUACUUAAGACCCCUGCAGUCUAAUAACAAUCUGAGUACUGUGGAGUUCACAUCUUUGCUAGGAAACUUCGAGGACGUAUGCACAUUUCAACAGACACUCUGCCAAACCUUGGAAGAAUGUUCAAAGUUUCCAGAAAACCAACACAAAGUAGGAGGUUGUCUACUGAGUCUCAUGCCUCAUUUUAAAUCUAUGUAUCUGGCUUACUGUGCAAAUCACCCUUCAGCUGUAAAUGUGCUCACCCAGCACAGUGAUGAGCUGGAGCAAUUUAUGGAAAAUCAAGGUGCAUCUAGCCCAGGUAUACUCAUUUUAACAACAAGCCUCAGCAAACCAUUCAUGCGACUGGAAAAGUAUGUUACUCUCUUGCAAGAGCUGGAACGGCAUAUGGAGGAUACUCAUCCAGAUCAUCAGGAUAUUCUGAAAGCAAUCGUGGCAUUCAAAACUCUCAUGGGGCAGUGCCAAGAUCUGAGAAAGAGAAAACAGCUGGAGUUGCAGAUACUUUCUGAACCUAUUCAGGCAUGGGAAGGGGAGGAUAUUAAAACCUUGGGAAGUGUGAUUUUUAUGUCACAAGUAAUGGUGCAGUAUGGAACGUGUGAGGAAAAAGAAGAGCGGUACCUUAUGUUAUUUUCAAAUAUCUUGAUAAUGUUAUCUGCAAGUCCUCGGAUGAGUGGCUUCAUCUAUCAGGGAAAAAUACCAAUAGCAGGAAUGGUAGUGACUAGAUUAGAUGAAAUUGAAGGGAAUGACUGCACAUUUGAAAUCACUGGUAACAUAGUAGAGAGAAUCGUGGUCAAUUGCAACAACAACCAGGACUUCCAGGAAUGGUUGGAGCAGCUGAACAGGCUGAUCAGAGGACCUGCCUCUUGCAGUUCAUUAUCCAAAACAUCGUCGUCAUCAUGUAGUGCUCAUUCCUCUUUUAGCUCUACUGGACAGCCCCGAGGACCCUUGGAGCCUCCUCAAAUUAUAAAACCGUGGAGUUUAAGUUGUCUACGACCUGCACCUCCACUUAGACCAUCCGCAGCACUAGGUUAUAAAGAGAGGAUGUCUUAUAUCUUAAAGGAGUCUAGUAAAAGCCCCAAAACGAUGAAGAAGUUUCUUCACAAAAGAAAGACCGAGAGAAAACCAUCAGAGGAGGAAUACGUGAUUCGGAAAAGCACAGCUGCUCUGGAGGAGGAUGCUCAGAUUCUUAAAGUGAUCGAAGCCUACUGCACCAGCGCAAAUUUUCAACAAGGCCAUGGCUCAAGUACCCGCAAAGAUUCUGUUCCACAAGUCUUACUCCCUGAGGAAGAGAAACUCAUCAUUGAAGAAACCAGAAGCAAUGGCCAAACCAUCAUGGAAGAAAAGAGCCUUGUUGAUACUGUGUAUGCCUUGAAGGAUGAGGUCAAAGAACUCAAGCAGGAGAAUAAAAGAAUGAAGCAAUGCCUGGAAGAAGAACUGAAAUCAAGAAGGGACCUAGAAAAGCUGGUCCGGAGGCUGUUGAAGCAAACCGAUGAGUGUAUUCGAGCCGAGUCCAGUAGCAGCAAGACCUCAAUUCUUCCAUGACCAUCACUGUAGCACUGGGCAGAGUGUGCCUUCAGGGCAUUUUGAAAUGUCCCACUGAAUGAUUUGAUUCCGUUUGCUCACUUCUUUGGUUUUUCUUCUCUCUCUCUCUCCCCCCCCCCCCUUUCUCUCUCUGUAUGCACUUCAGUGUUUAUUGUCAUCUGGUUAUUUUUUGGUUGUUCAUUUUUUUCCAGCAGGGAAAAAAGCAGGAGGUGGGGGUAAAUGUGGCCCCGGAGUCUUUUCCACUUAGUAAGAAAAGGAAAGUGAAUGCAGGCAAACGACUUACAGUUCUUCAGAUGGUCUUCAGUUUACAAUGCCUCUGCGACAGCCAUUGCCCUCAGAUCAUAUUCUUUGGGCUGGCUGCUGUCACAACACAACUGGCCAGGGCAUAUUACAUGUGAACCCACCUUCCCCUCCAAUGCUUUCCUGCAUCUGCAAGCCCCUCAGUACCUAAUUUAC